This is a messenger RNA of Megachile rotundata (alfalfa leafcutting bee), 1831 nucleotides long. RefSeq names its product katanin p60 (gene Kat60). Gene Ontology annotation, biological process: microtubule severing. Gene Ontology annotation, molecular function: microtubule severing ATPase activity; ATP hydrolysis activity; ATP binding. The record is from RefSeq and is a predicted model, not a curated record. Lineage: Eukaryota; Metazoa; Arthropoda; Insecta; Hymenoptera; Megachilidae. Gene Ontology annotation, cellular component: microtubule cytoskeleton.
AUAAAAAACAAAACCUUCAUUAUACAGUCUAAUACAUGUAAAUAAAUAACAACUUGCAGACUUGUUUAUUAGACUAACACAUUACACACGUAUUAAUUGCUUCUUAUAACCUCCGCUGUCAUUAUUUGCUUAAUUUGAUAAUCACAAAAUUAUGCAUCUAAUUUUUGAACGAGUACUUCUCUAAACAACUUUCAUAAAUAAUGGCAGUUUCAAUCAAUGAAAUUUGUGAAAAUACUAAAUUGGCACGUGAAAUGGCAUUGACUGGAAAUUACGAUACAUCUGGAGUAUAUUACCAAGGCGUUGUUCAACAAAUUCAUCGAUUACUUACAAGCAUUGCAGAUGCAACACGGAAAGCUAAAUGGCAGCUUAUUCAACAUCAAAUUGUUCAAGAAUUUGAGAAAGUAAAAGCAACGUCAAAUACUUUACAGCUUUUUAAAGUUGAUACACAUGGAGAACGAUUAUUAGGUAAUUCAUGUUUAUCAUUUGAAGAACCUACAAGGGAUCCGACUUUAUGGACUUAUAAUAACUCAGAUCAUUCAUGGAAUCCAACAGUAUCAAAAGAUCCAGAUGUGUGGCCACCAUUGACACCUGCAGAACAAAAAAGUAUUAGACCACUGAAAAGUCAAACAAAACAACAAAAUCGGACUAGUACUCGAAAACCUGUCGUUACAGGAAAAAAAGUAGACAUUAAACCAGUUGUUAGAAAGGAUGAUAAAAAAGCAUCAAGAAAAGAUGACACGAAUAAAGAAAAAUGUGAGUCUGACAAAGUAGAUAUAGAAGUAGAAGAACGCAAAUUUGAACCAUCUGGUAGUGACAGAGAUUUAGUAGAUUUAUUAGAAAGAGAUAUUGUUCAAAAAAAUCCGAACAUUCAUUGGGACGAUAUAGCUGAUUUAUAUGAAGCAAAGCGAUUAUUAGAAGAAGCUGUUGUACUUCCAAUGUGGAUGCCAGACUUUUUUAAAGGAAUUCGUCGACCUUGGAAAGGAGUACUUAUGGUUGGACCACCAGGUACUGGAAAAACAAUGCUUGCUAAAGCUGUGGCAACUGAAUGCGGGACAACAUUUUUUAAUGUAUCAUCUUCUACACUAACUUCAAAAUACAGAGGAGAAUCAGAAAAACUUGUUCGUCUUCUGUUUGAAAUGGCAAGAUUUUAUGCACCUAGUACGAUUUUUAUUGAUGAAAUCGACUCUCUAUGCUCCAGAAGAGGAUCUGAGUCUGAACAUGAAGCUUCACGACGAGUGAAAUCUGAACUUCUUGUUCAAAUGGAUGGUAUAAGUUCAAACAGCGAAGAUCCAAGUAAAGUUGUAAUGGUACUGGCAGCAACAAAUUUUCCGUGGGAUAUCGAUGAAGCUCUACGAAGGCGAUUGGAAAAACGUAUUUACAUUCCAUUACCUAAUCAUGAGGGUAGAGAAGCAUUAUUAAAAAUUAAUCUACGAGAAGUAAAAGUAGAUUCAUCGGUAAAUUUAUCGGAUAUUGCCAGAAAGUUAGAGGGUUAUUCUGGCGCAGAUAUUACAAAUGUUUGCAGAGAUGCAUCUAUGAUGUCUAUGCGGAAGAAAAUUGCAGGCUUAAAGCCUGAUCAAAUUAGACAGUUGCCAAAAGAAGAAUUAGACUUACCUGUAUCUGCAGCAGAUUUUGAUGAAGCUGUUGAAAGGUGUAAUAAGAGCGUUUCCCAAGAGGAUUUAGAAAAAUAUGAAAAAUGGAUGAGUGAAUUUGGUUCGUCUUGAUAUCAUUCCAUUCAGAAAAUAUAAGUAUACAAUAAGUCAUUUAUUUAAAACAAAGUCUUUUAGAUUUUCUAUUUGUUAAUGCAAAAUAUAAACUGUUAUUUCUUAAAAUA